Molecule: messenger RNA, 1668 nt
Organism: Closterium sp. Naga37s-1
Lineage: Eukaryota; Viridiplantae; Streptophyta; Zygnematophyceae; Desmidiales; Closteriaceae
Source: the annotation of a GenBank genome assembly
GUGGUGAUAUUCGUCAAAGCAGGGGAUGGGGGAAAUGGCGCAGUGCUACACCCCCCACGGCCGUGGAAGGCAGGGGAGACUCCUGGGCUGAAGGGAGGGAAGCUCAACGCGAGAGAGGCGGAGGAAAUGAGGAGGAAGCUUCGCAGGAAAGAGGCAGAGAAAUCCAAGGCAAUGAAGCGUGUAGGCACUUUCAAGAGGGACGCGGACGGGCUUGCGAUUGUACCCAUGGGGGGCCAUGGGGGAGACAUCGUGAUUCACGCCGACCCCUCUCUCUCCACGCUGCUGCCGCUGCACCGCAAGAAGCGGCACGUGGCGAGGAGCGGAGGGCAUGUGGACGCAAAGGGGGGGCUGGCGAGGAGAGGGCCUGAUGGGUUGCAGGGCACUGUGCUGCGGAUAGGCGUGCCUGUGGGCACUGUGGUGAAGCGCAAGCGGGGCGGCAAGUUCCUGGCGGAUUUGGCAAACCCGGGGGAUGAAGUGGUGGUGGCGAGGGGAGGAAGAGGAGGGAUCAGCGUGUAUGAGCUGCCUGCGUCCAACAAGGCCCACCUGCGCCCUGUGAAGGCACCCUUGGGAACCACAGUGAUGAGCGCACCAGAGGACAAGCAACUGACGUACGGGUUGCAAGGCGAGGAGGCAGCGUUGGAGCUGACGCUGCGAGUGGUGGCCGAUGUGGGGCUCGUGGGCUUCCCCAAUGCAGGGAAAUCGUCCCUGCUAGCAGCGGUAACCACAGCACGGCCGGAAAUAGCAGACUACCCCUUCACGACCCUCAUGCCGAACCUGGGCCGCAUGCCUGCCGAUCCUGCUGGUCCGGAUGGCGGGUUCGGCGACGGGCCUACCCUGGCAGAUCUGCCAGGGCUGAUAGAAGGGGCGCAUGUGGGGAAGGGCUUGGGUCGCAUGUUCCUGCGCCACCUGCGUCGCACGCGUGUGCUGCUGCAUGUGCUGGACGCAUCUGCGCCUGAUCCCAUUCACGACUAUGUGGUGUUGAGAGAGGAGCUAAGAAUGUAUAACCCAGAAUACACCAGUCGCCCUCACAUUCUCGUGCUCAACAAGAUAGACCUACCCGAGGUUCGUGAGCGCAUCCCGGACCUGACAAGUCAAAUCUCCCAGCUGACGGCAUCGAGUCAAGCAGAAGAAGCUGACGUCAGUGGACGGAUCGCCUCUCCAUCUUCUUCCCCUCCUCGAGGCUACACUGAGGAGGGCUCUUUGAGGAGGCUAGACGACGACUGGGAGGAAUCGAGGGAAUCAAGAGGAGCUGAUGGUGACAGUGAUGGCGAUGUGACCAUGUAUGCUGAUGAUGAUUCUGAUGGUGGUGAUGCGGAAGCAUCGGCAACUGAGCGGUUGGAGCCUCCCAUUGCCAUCGUGCACAUCAGCGCACGGGACGGGGAGGGCAUAGAGGAGCUGCUGGCAGUGGUGCAAGAGGCAGGGGGGUUGUUCGCCCCUCCCCUUCUCCCCCUCAUAUUCCUUGUGCUGGGACGGGGAGGGCAUAGAAAACUUGCUAACGGUGGUGCGAGAGGCAGUGGAGGCGGAGAGGAGGGGGGAGCUGCGGGGAGGGGAGGGGAGGUUGGGGGGGAGGGUGGGGGGGAGAGGAGGGAUGGCACGAAGGAGCAGCAGGGGGGCGCAGGGAGGGGUGGAGAGAGAGAAGGCACCUCAGUGGCAGCUGUGACUGUUUAG